AUGAAUCGUCCCCGAGUCGUACACGAGGGGAUUCAGGAAUCCCGUGACAGCACCACUGCGCUUGCAGCGUUAGAAGCCGAGCUGUUUUUGCCGCCGAUGUGGAUUCAGAUGGAUCGAAUCAAGAAGGAGACGGCUGUACGAAUCCGUACAGGCCCAACCUUCGCCAUCCCAAAGCUUAUGAUCACAGAGAGAACCCCUCAACAGCGCUUCUACGGAUCUGUAGCAGGAGCGUGGGAGAGCCGGCGAGCAUUCGUCCGGGAACCAUGGCGAGCGCCACCGAAGGUGUCUAUCGAGGACAGAGACGCUGCGGAGGAUACCCAUCUACAGGCUAUUGCGUUUGAAAAUCCAGCACCAUUGAUCAUAUAUACGGACGGUUCCGGCUACGAAGGCAAGGUGGGGGCGGCUGCGCAGAUAGACACUACCCGCGAGGGUAGCAGCUUUCUCCAGAGCCAGAUGGGCACAUUGGAGACAGCGACGGUGUACGGGGCAGAGCAUCGUGGCCUAGAGAUGGCGAUGGAGUUAAUCUGGAAGAGAGCUCGCGAUAACCUUACACAAGUGGUUCAUAUGCCACGAGUUGUGGUCUUCUCGGACUCCCAGGCAGCACUCUCGGCACUCCGCCGUCCACGGAUGCCAUCUGGCCAAUGUUUCCUCCACUCCACCCUCAAGACACUGUAUAUCCUUACCAAUGCAGGCGUCGAUAUCGAGUUCCGCUGGAUUCCUGCUCAUGUAGGGAUCUUCGGCAACGAGGAAAUCGACAAGCUAGCCAAAGAAGCCGCAACGUCCACCGGGCGUGCCGCCGACCGCGAUACCACGCAAGACCGCGCGAUCAUCCUGGGUGCAGCCGUGAAGGCCCGCAUCCGGAAGGAAUCGAAGGAAGCGUGGGAGAAGGAGUGGAGGAGGACGAAAACGGCGAAAGCGACACGGCGUCUGAUCGAUUUGCCGAACAAAAAGACUCUGGAAUACUGGCAAAAGAAACGAAAAGCCACGACGUCAGUAAUGAUGCAGCUCCGUACAGGGAAGGCGGCCGUGGCGGCUUACCUGGCAAAGAUCAACGCCCGUGACACACCGCGAUGUGAGUGCGGCCUCGGAAAUCAAUCAGUGAGACAUGUCCUGCUGGAGUGUGAACUCUGGAUAGACGAGAGACGUGCGAUGAGCCUCAAACUGUGCGAAAAAGGCUUCAACCAACUGACACUAGAUGUGCUUCUCGCGAAGGAGGAGGCAUCCGAUAUCGUGGCCGACUUCAUCUUCGCUACAGGCGUACUGGGCCAGUUCCACGCUGUGGAUCCAGAGGCGACCGGGCGUGAGCCGGCAGACGUUGCGGAUACAGGUGAUUAA
Penicillium angulare is the source of this 1335-nucleotide messenger RNA. Its product is annotated as ribonuclease H family protein. The record is from RefSeq and is a predicted model, not a curated record. Gene Ontology annotation, biological process: DNA replication, removal of RNA primer. The coding region runs from base 1 to 1335 and encodes 444 amino acids. The transcript has 2 exons. Gene Ontology annotation, molecular function: RNA-DNA hybrid ribonuclease activity; nucleic acid binding. Lineage: Eukaryota; Fungi; Ascomycota; Eurotiomycetes; Eurotiales; Aspergillaceae.